AUGAAUCGCGACCUGUCAACAGAGCAGCGAAGAGUUGUGCCCACGACAAUUUCCUGGAAUACUCAGAGCACCCAUGCUCAAGUCCUGCCGCUUAAUACUGGAAUCACCAGCGUCGCAAACGUGCCCUCCAAGAUUCUGGCCAGUAUAUUCCAUGCAUACCGGGCGCUGGUCUCCAGGAUCUCCGAAUUUGUUACGGUCUCUCAUGUCUGUCGGACAUGGAGGACCGCCGCGUUGGAAGAUGCCUCGCUGUGGGGGUAUCUCGACACCAUCAUGGGAGAGCAGUGGUUGAGAGAAAGUGUGGAGAGAUCCAAGCAAGCGCCGCUUUCUAUCGACCUGGAGCUCUCAGCGGAAAUGGCGGAACCCUUCAAGGAUCUCCUCCCUCACAUUUGGAAGCCAUCCCGGUUACGAUGUGUUCGCCUGACAGGGGACCUCGCAUUCCUUCACCCCCUCGCAGUGCUACAUCCCCUGGACACUAACAUAAUGUCACCCCCUCAGCCGAUCCCAUUCCCACUUCUUGAGACGCUCAUCCUCUGGUCUUCACUAACACUCCCUACCAGUCUUGUGUCCGAUUCGUCAGAUAUGAGCCUGACACCCCGCCUCUUUCCCCAGCUUCGUGCCCUUGAGGUAGUGAGGGCGGGGUGGUACCCUCGCUUUACCUCCCCAUUUCCCAAUCUCAGACGGCUGAAGUUAGCCUGUGACAUAGAAAUUGACAUAUCCUAUCUUUUGGAUAUACUACCAAAGCUGCCGCAGCUAGUCGACUUGGACUUGGAAUUUAAUGACCUCCAAUCGAUGCAACACGGUCACGAUACUCCAGCAUCCGUUCUUCGCCUGCCCACCCUGAAAUCCCUCAAGCUGACUUCUAGUUGUCACGGGUGCGCCAGCUUUCUAGUCAACCUUCGGCUCCCGACAUGCUUGAAGGUGCAUAUAGACUGCAGGGCUUACGAUUACGACCUCAGCGACCUUGUCGGCGUGAUCAACGCCCUUUCCUCCUCGUGGUGGUCAACGCCACCUGAUUGUUCCCCAGCACAGCUUCCAACCUGCCCCAUCAACCAGGUCACCCUUUCAUACCCCUGGUUUCAACCGGACCUGAAACUCGCAGGUUUUUCUGACAAUGGACAGACAUCGUUCACCCUGGACGUUACUUUACCAGAGUUUGGUUCGCAAUUUGACGAUAUCCCAGGCUACGAUCAAAACCUCGUUCUUGGGGCAAUUUCGACUAUAUUCGAAUAUUUGGACAUAGAGCAUUUGGAGUUGGAAGGAGAAUUGGCACGGCAAGGAGAGGCCGAGGAUACUUUCGCCGACAUUUUGACAUCCUUCGAUACUGGGUAUCCUUGCAUCCAAUCCAUCACCAUCAAGUCGUCCUUCCUACGCGACUUCCUAGCUUUCCUCAAGGACGAGAUCGGUGAGCAGCAGGUGCCCUUUACAAGAGACGAGGCAGCCGAGUUGUACAUGCGCUAUCCAACGUUCGAGCUGCUGACCCUGGAAGGCCUGGAAGGGGCGUCCGUGGCAGACACCGAGUUCAUCGAGAUGUUCGCUGGGAGGAUGCUGUGUAAUCGUCACAUCAUUGAGCGGGGGUUCCAUGACUUGUCCGAGGUAGCAGAGGACGACACUUGA
Molecule: messenger RNA, 1614 nt
Organism: Coprinopsis cinerea okayama7#130
Lineage: Eukaryota; Fungi; Basidiomycota; Agaricomycetes; Agaricales; Psathyrellaceae
Exons: 1
Coding region: 1-1614 (537 amino acids)
Molecular function (GO): protein binding
Source: RefSeq, a predicted model, not a curated record